AGGACCUUCUUUGAAGAAGGGAGAUUUUUCUUUGAGGGAGGAGGUAAAAGAAGGCAAUUACGGGAUAUGUGACCAAGUUCUUUGCAGUGUCCACAUGUGGGAGGCACCCAAGGAUAAUCAACUUGAACUUCCACAACCUCGCCGCUUUGUCUGACAAACUCGACAACGCGAGGCAGAGGUUCAGACAGCUUUACUUCUACUUUCACAUGCGACAAAGUCAAACUAACGAGAUUCAAGAUCCAGCGGGACACCAGUUAAAUGAGCCCAGAUUUGGAUUGCUUCCCUUGGCGCAGAGCACCCAUUUGAAGACCACUGAGAAGCAUGGAACAUUGAGUCCCCGACAUAUCACACAUUUUUCUCUAGAAUCUUUUGACGGAGGUUAUUUACUACAAUAUCAAGACACAAGCUGUCGUAAAAGUUGCAAUCCAGGGGAUGGGAGCUUCCUCUAAGUGUAAGUUUGCCACCUUUGUAAACCAUAUGGAGGACCUCAAGUUUACGCACGCGUUUAAAUAAUGACGUAAUUAACUUGAGAAUUUUGUAACAAAGCUGAUUUGGCUUUUAAUUUCUCAUGAUAAUUAAAGAGCAUGGUACCCUUAUCUUUACUUGUCACUUUGGCUUUGUUUGUCAAUUUUUUUGCUAUUGGAUGGCUAUUAUUUUUCUGGUUUCUGUGUGAUUUUUUUUGGGUUAUAUGUCUACACUUUACAGAAUUGGUUCAGUACACACUCGAGAACAAUGGUUUGUUUUUAGCUAAACAUAAGCUUUUAACUCUUAUGUCUAGGGAAUGUGUACUUAACAAAAUUAAUCUAACGACUUCGAAAUACAAGUCACCAACAAGAAUCGUAUACCCUAAUUAAGUUUGGGCAUGGGCUUUCUCGUAAGUCGUAACCAGCAUGCACAAGAUAUAUUUUAUACCGCCUUCUUACUCUAUUUUUCUGUCAAAGGCCUUUUUAAAAUAUUUCUUACGAUACGAGCUCAGAGGGAAGCUAGGUUUUACAGCAAAGUCUGUUUCAGCCAGGAAAUAUAAGCGCAAUACGCGAGCUAAGACCUUGUUGGAUGAAAGAGAAAACUCAGAUACGAAUACGAUCCCUACUGAACUCAUAAUCGAAAUACUCUCGAGGCUGCCAGUGAAGUCUAUAGGGAGAUGUCGUUGCGUAUCAAAGCUCUGGGCCUCCACACUUCGCCUUCCCUAUUUCACAGAGUUGUUCAUCACCAGAUCUUCAGCUCGCCCGCAUCUAUUGUUCAUCAAUAGAGAAAAAGGCAAAUUAUUAUUCCUCUCGUCACCUCAGCCUCAAAACUCGUCUCCUGUAGCCGUCAAGCAUAUUUCCCGUAUCCCCUUUGGUGGUUAUCAGUAUCACUGUGAAAUUAGUGGUCCACGGCUUGGUCUGUCUCACAGAUAAGAGUUUAUAGAGAGAUCAGAGAUGUCAAUAGUACAUAUAAUAUGUAAUCCUAGCACGGGACAAACAUUAACGUUACCCAAAGUGAAGAAAACGAGGAUGGUUGAGGUGAGAAGCAUUCUUGAAACGAUGAGCUUUAUGGGGUAUGAUCCCAUUUAUAAACGAUUCAAGGUAUUAUCCUCGAGAUAUGACUUCGACCGUUGUAUCACCGAGCAUCAACUUCUGACUCUGGGAACUGAAAAAAUUGAGUGGAGAAUAAUACAAUGCUGCAUACCCCAUUAUUGUUGGGUUACAGGAAUAUGCAUCAAUGGUGUUUUGUAUUAUAAAGCCAAAAAUUAUCGUACACGAACUUCUAUAAUAGUUUGCUUUCACUUUAUGUCUGAGAAGUUCAGUUGUAUUGAACUGGACACGACUUUCAAGGAAGCAGUAUUUAACCAAUCUAUGAUUAACUACAAUGGCAAAUUAGGUUCAGUUAAGAUUAACAGGUUUAAACUUGGUGGAACUCACAGUAUAGAGUUGAUGAGCAUAGGGGAUUCUGAAAACCAAGAAUGGUCGAAGCAUACAUACAUACUGCCUCCUGUGUUGAAAAAUGUGGUUGGAAAAGAAGUGCUACGCUUUGCUGGAGUUACUGAUAGUAAUGAAAUCGUGUUUGGUCACCCCUCCUGCGUUAUAUAUUACAACAUCGAAAAAUACACUAUCGUAAAAGUUAGAAUCCAAGGGAUGGAAGCGUUUCAGAGUACUAAUCUGUCCACCUUUCUAGACCAUAAAGUUUUUGACUAUAUCCGUAAAGUUCAGCUGUUUCUAUAAUUGACUAUGUAAAUUCUCUGCAUAUAUUAGUACUGAAAAGGCCAAGUACU
Brassica rapa (field mustard) is the source of this 2251-nucleotide messenger RNA. Its product is annotated as putative F-box protein At2g19630. NCBI's taxonomy places the organism in Eukaryota, Viridiplantae, Streptophyta, Magnoliopsida, Brassicales, Brassicaceae. Gene Ontology annotation, molecular function: protein binding. The record is from RefSeq and is a predicted model, not a curated record.